AAGAGUGAAAAAGUAGAAUGAUUAAGUUGUUGCUUGGUUUGUUUGGAACGGGGGCUGUUUAGCAGUUUAACAGGAGUUGUGAUAGUGAUCGGCCUUUGUUAAAUCUUUGUAACUAUGUGUAAUGAGAAACUCCCUGGAAGGAGAAUCUCCUAGUUGUUACAAUACAGACACAAGUUUUUCCGAAGACUUCUAUGCUGUUGUGGAGUGGGCAUGCAAGAUUGAUCCUUUAUGCUGCAUAUCAAUGCACGGAAUAACAGAACGCUAUCUCUCUGGUCAAAAAGCUGAUGCAGCAAGAUUUGUCCGCCUUUUGCUUGGUGACCUUGAGUCUCGGAUAUCUACGAUGUUUGCUCGUUUUGUUGAUGACGCUUGCCAUCAGAUUGAAAGAAGUGAACGCAAUGUUCGCCAAAGUGUCCUACCCUACAUUCCCAGAUUUGCAACCCUUGCAACACGGAUGGAGCAGUACAUUGCUGGCCAGUCCAGGGAUUUGGUUGACCAAGCGUACACAAAAUUUGUUAGCAUAAUGUUUGUAACUUUGGAAAAACUUGCACAAACAGAGCCAAAGUAUGCAGAUAUUUUUCUUAUAGAGAACUAUGCUGCUUUUCAGAAUAGUUUGUAUGACCUAGCCAAUGUGGUGCCUACUUUGGCCAAGUUUUAUCAUCAAGCUAGUGAAGCGUAUGAGCAAUCAUGCUCGCGCCAUAUUAGCAUGAUUAUCUAUUAUCAAUUUGAACGCCUUUUCCAGUAUGCUCGAAGGAUUGAGGACUUGAUUUUCAAUAAUCUUUCACCUGAAGAGAUUCCUUUCCAGCUUGGGUUGUCAAAAGUGGAUUUUCGGAAGAUGCUAAAGGCCAGUUUGUCUGGGAUGGACAGGUCCAUUGGUGCAAUGUAUAAGAAAUUGCAGAAGAAUUUGACUUCAGAGGAACUGUUACCUUCCUUGUGGGAUAAAUGCAAGAAGGAUUUUGUUGAUAAGUAUGACAGUUUCGUCCAACUUGUGGCCAAGAUUUACCCUGCCGAGUCAGUACCUACUACACAAGAAUUGAAGGAUCUUUUAGCUAACAUGUAAAGGUUUAUCUGUGUAUACAUUUUCUCAUUCUUUUUUUACUAAGAUCAAAUGUAAUUUACUUAAUAAA
This is a messenger RNA of Lathyrus oleraceus (garden pea), 1124 nucleotides long. Its product is annotated as exocyst complex component SEC3A. Gene Ontology annotation, molecular function: phosphatidylinositol-4,5-bisphosphate binding. Lineage: Eukaryota; Viridiplantae; Streptophyta; Magnoliopsida; Fabales; Fabaceae. Gene Ontology annotation, cellular component: plasma membrane; exocyst. Bases 122 to 1057 code for a protein of 311 amino acids. Gene Ontology annotation, biological process: exocytosis; Golgi to plasma membrane transport. The record is from RefSeq and is a predicted model, not a curated record. The transcript has 10 exons.